This is a messenger RNA of Balaenoptera ricei (Rice's whale), 1972 nucleotides long. It is a transcript of the gene GFRAL, whose product is annotated as GDNF family receptor alpha like. Gene Ontology annotation, biological process: nervous system development. Gene Ontology annotation, cellular component: external side of plasma membrane; signaling receptor complex. The record is from RefSeq and is a predicted model, not a curated record. NCBI's taxonomy places the organism in Eukaryota, Metazoa, Chordata, Mammalia, Artiodactyla, Balaenopteridae. Gene Ontology annotation, molecular function: signaling receptor activity.
AGUACACUCAGAAGAGAAUAAUUGAAUUUGGACCUAAUUAGGAAAGUUCACAGCUCAGGAAAGAUUGGUGAGGAAGUGGUGACAGGAAGCCGACUUGAAUCAGUGAUGUUUUUAGGAAGCAGGAGCAGAAGCUGAAGCCUUAUUGUGGAUAGUUACUGUUAAGAAGGUGGUCGGAGAAAGACAUCUGCUUUUCUUCCAGGUGAACAGCCCCAAGCUGGCUACCAUGAUAGUUUUCAUUUUCUUCGCUGUGGGGCUAUGCUUGGACAAUGAGUCCACUUCCCAAACCAUUGAUUGCACCUAUUUAAGAGAACUCUGCCUAAGUGAUGCAGAUGGAUGUAAACAUGCCUGGAGAAUAAUGGAAGAUGCCUGCAAUGUGUCAGGCAACCCCUGCCAGAUGAAGGAUUCAUCCAGCUGUAAUUUAAGUAUCCGGUCUUUAGCAGAAAGCAAUUUCCAAUUUAAAAAUUGUCUCUGCUCUGAUGACCUCUACUGUACCAUUAAGAAAUUGCUUGGAAAAAAAUGCAUCAACAAAUCAGAAGAAUCAGCACUGUCCUCAUAUUUGGCUGCACAAUCCAACAUCACACAAUGGCUCCAUCAGAAAGAUAAGUCAUUAAUGAUUGAAAAAAAGAGCUACUGCGUCAUGGCAGCACGUAUCUGCCAGGAAUCUGAACAUUGUGCUCUUUUGUAUGAAAAUUUUAAGAAAACCUGUGGGAGGGAAUCAGAGCAAUGCAAAACCCUUGAUGGAAGCUACCUGUGUGCAGCGUUAAGAGAAAGUCUGAAAGAAACAAUCUUGUGGAAUUGUCAGUGCAAUGACCCUUCAGAAGCAAAAUGCAUUGAAAUUUGGAAAAGCUUGUUUGAGGACAUUUGUAUACAGGAUGCUCAGAUGAAUCCAGUUCCAGCCUUCAGUGAAGACAAUGAAGAUGAAUUCAACCUAGACAUUGUUUCAGAUAACAUGAAAGAGGAUAAUAAAUUCAAGUGGAAUCUAACUACUCUUUCCUAUCAUGGAGUCAGAGGGAUCAAGUCCUGUUUGGAAGUGGCGAAGGAGUGUGUGGCUGAUGUCCUCUGUAACACACAGUUGGCCCUUUACCUGAAAGCUUGCUCAGCAAAUGGAAACCUGUGUGAUGUGAAACACUGCCAAGCAGCCAUCCAGUUCUUCUAUCAAAAUAUGCCUUUUAACACUGCCCAGAUGUUGGCUUUUUGUGACUGUGCUCCCUCUGAUGUACCUUGUCAGCAGUCCAGAGAAGCUCUUCACAGCAAGCCAUGUGCAGUGAACAGAGUUCCAGCCCCAACUUGCCUCGAUAUAAUUCACAGCUGCCAAAAUGAUGAAUUAUGCAGGAGGCGCUAUAGAACAUUCCAGGCAAAGUGCUGGCAGCGUGUGAUAAGAAAGUGCCAUGAGGAUGAGACCUGCAUCAGCACCUUAAGCAAGCAAGACCUCACUUGCUCCGGAAGUAAUGACUGCAAAGCAGCUUACAUUGGUACCCUUGGGACAGUCCUUCAAGUGCAGUGCACAUGUAGGACCACUACCCAAAGUGAAGAAUCCUUGUGCAAGAUUUUCCAGCAUAUGCUUCAUAGAAAAUCAUGUUUCAAUUAUCUGACCCUGCAUAAUGUCAAAGGCAUUGCAUUGCAUAAAGGAAAACAUGCAAAGGAAAUAACUCUCAGCGGAUUUCAUUCCCCCUUCAAUGAAGUCAUCUAUGCUGUCAUGUGCAUGACAGUCAUCUGUGGAAUUCUUCUCUUGGUGAUGGUCAAACUGAGAACCUUCAGAAUAUCAAGUAAAACAAGAGACCCUUCACCAAUCCGAAUACCUGGAGGACUCAUGAUUCAUUGAGAGUCACGAAUCAUUAAAAAUCACUUUCUUUAAAGCAAGUCUUUAUAGCCAGUCAACAGAAUAUCCUAUCCAUUGUCAACAAAGAAAAUGUUAGGAUGGAUUUAAUGAUAUCGGAUCAUUAAGUAUGUUCAUAAACAUGGAGAUCAUCCA